AUGCGACAGUGGCUUCAGCAAAGCCUUUCCCAAUUUGACACCGACGACUUUGACGUACACGUCGCGCGCAGCAACCUGGGAGCGGCCACGGCUGUUAGUAUUCUUGACUAUGCGAACUACGGGACAGGCGAAGCCGCCAUUGUCAAAGCCCAGGAUUAUCCAGCAUACAUCCCGUACAUCCCGAAGAGACUGCAAGUGGUAAGCUCGAUGAUCAAGAAGCUGGCAGGGUAUAUCUAUUAUCCCCUCGCUUCAAUGAUCAAGUUUUCCGUGGUCGCUCUGGUCGCAGAUCCCGAGUUCCAAAGGGAAUUUGACUAUAUAAUAAGGGAUCACCCUGCGGUGAUUCGGGUGCCCGUUACCUUCGCCUUGAAUAUGGUCUGGUCAUAUGCCAAGGUUUUCCAAGAUAUGUGCCUGUCAUUUUUCCUUUUUGGGGGUCGAGACAAUGUGAAGCGGCUCUGGGAUGAAACGAAGGGGAUGACCAUCAGCAUCAAGAAGAGCCGAUACAUCGUCCAAAGCCUGGAUGGGACGUUUACGGCAUUCCGGCACGACGAGGCUGACGGCGGAUUCAAGGUGUACUUCUACCUCGGGGAGCACAAGACCGAGCCGGAGGGAACGAAGCAGCUCCGAUACGUCAACACUUACUCGAAGGAGAUCCUGCUCCAUGUCCGGCAAGAGUUCAAGGACGGUAAGGUGCUCAACGAGUAUCACUACGACUACCGCGCCCCCACAAAAAAGAACUUCACUCUCUCGAAGACCGCGGAAACCAAGAUUCCGAUGGGCCGGCGCUGUAUUCGGGGGCAGAAUUAUCUUCAAAGCAUCCAGUAUAACCGCAAAGGUCUUGUCGAGGCCGGAUCCUACAUGAAAGACGGGAACCUUGUUCGUUUCAAGUACCACUAUCGUAAGAACCCUCGAUUUGGCGAUGAGCUACUCCGGGCAGAGUUUGCCCUUUCAUAUAUCACUUGCACGGUGUCUUGGUGUGCCCCUCCCCUUCGCCAUGCCCAAAAGGCGGAGCGCUGGAUCCCUCAUUCCAAGGUCACAGAGGCAACGUUUGUUCAGGGUGCCGACGUGUACGAGGCUCGGUGGCUGUAUGACCACAAAUUCCACCCCAUGAUAUUCACGACACUCAAUGGACAAACGGUCCAGACGCCACCGAUGAUUGAACACGACUAUUUGGGCGUCCUGGCUAAGCCCCGGCAUACAAGCUUUGUGCAUGACAACGCUCUAAUCUACUGUGAAAGUCUGACCUCCAAUGUUUUCACUCGGGCCUUGGGACUAACGACCAAACGCUUCCCGGUAUCCACCUCUCGAGCACGUUCAUUGAUCUGGAAGGCUUGGAAGGAGCGCGCGGACUUCGAUGGGAUCAUUGUGCGGUGGAUGGAUGAACGACUAUUGCGCAGAGACAAAACCCUGGUGCCUUACUGGCGCUGCCGCGAUCGUGGAGACCUGGCGGGGGCGAAGAAGUACCUGGACCUCCGGGCAGACACGAUUACCGCCAGCGCGGACCUGGAUGAUGACAUCUCCAGCUGGACGCCGCUUGCCGUGAAAAUGAGUGACCUGUUCAACUUCGGGCCGGGAGGGGAUGCAGUGGUCAACACCAGAUCCAAGGACUUUGGAUCCGACACGGAGAAAUCGCUGCAUGUUAUGGCCGCCGAUACGGGCACGUGGCCCAACGAAGGAGGCGGCGUGUCUGCCUGCCGACGUGAUAUGAUCAACUCGCUGCGGUCCAUCAAGUGGCAUAUGAUCUGCGAGUCUGCAAAUGAUUUCGGCGUGCCCAAGCAUCAAACCGAGCAAAACAUUCUGUCGUUGAAAGUGAUCCCUCUUUGGGGAUUAGACUUCCUGACCCCGACGCAUGGUCUCUUCAGGAACAAGCUGGACGCGGAAGUCGAAAACGUCACCUCCGCUAGCGACACGGACAUCAAACUCAACUUCAUCCCGAUUCUAACGGCGCUGGUCAAGGGGGCUCGCUCGGUCGACCUCUCCAAAGCGGAUAUCCACCAGGCGACCCGGGCCCUGGUCAACCUCAACACUUACUUCCAGGAUUCGCGACACUGGACCCAGGUGUGGAAUAGUGACAUUGUCAAAGAGAGCUGGCGUGACUUGUGGCUUACUCAAGAGAUGCCGAAUGCCACCCCGUCGUCGCAAUGGUUCCGGACGGAGCUUCCCACGUUGGCAACCCUCGACGUAGCUUUGGAGCUGUGGUACCGGUACCUGUUUAUAUUCUCCAUCCCAAUCCCAGAAAAGAUCCCCAGCGUGUUCCAGGCGUCUCACCACAGCGUAAGUGCGUCCUAUGGGGUCGUCUGCAAAAUGAAGAGAAACUGCACCCUACAGAUUUGGGAUCAUGCCAUCAGCUGGCGUGAAACUAAUCUCUGUCUUUCAUCCGCACUUUGCAAGCUGUCGCCUUUCGUUCGCAAUUCGUUGCUGGGGCUGAUGCGCAUUACCUCGGCCCUUACCUUACACCACGCUGAUAUCAUCCUUCCCUGCGCCGAUUUCUUCAAUCCCGGCUGGGAGGCCGAGAUCGGUACAUGCCAAGGGACCAUCGAGCAUCGCAACGUGUUCCGCCGCAAAGUCGAUCCGGUCGUCAAUGGCAUCACGGACAUGCAAAAGUUCGCGCCGGUGAAGGAGAUCAAAUCUGAGCGGCCUACGGUCACCAUGCUGUCUCAUGUCUGGUAUGCUAAGGACAUCAAGACCGCCCUUCUCGCUGCCGACAUCAUUAUCAACCAGUGGAGGUUCGACGAUUACCACCUGGACAUCUACGGAGCCAUUGACAAGGCCCCGACGUACUCCACGGAAUGUCAAGAGAUCAUUGCCUCCAAGGGUCUCCGUGGAAGGGUGACACUCCGCGGGUCUGCCGACCCGAUGAAGGUUCUGGAAAACACCUGGCUCUUCCUUAACUCGUCAUUGUCCGAGGGGUUGCCAUUGGCGUUGGGCGAAGCAGCGCUGACGGGCGCUCCGGUAGUCUGUACCGACGUGGGCGCCUCCCUGCGUGUUCUGAGUGACCCUGACAAUUUCUCGCGAUUCAGUGCGGUGGUAGCGCCCAAUGAUGCCCUCGCUCUUGCGAAGGCCCAGAUUUCCAUGCUUGGCAUGCUGGGCGAAUGGAGCCAACACGCUGAGGACACGGAGCCCGCGCCUGUGCUCACCUCGUCUCCCACUCCGGAAGACGUCGCCAGGAUCACGCGCCGCAUGUAUGAGAAGAGUGACCACCGCCGGAAACUCGGCAUGAUGACGCGCAAUAUCGUGCAGAAGUCAUUUAGUGGUGAUCGCUACCUCCGCGAGCACGAACAGAUGCUCUGGAUUGGCAAGUCGGCCAAGAUCAUGGCCACCCGCAAUGGUGCCACUAUCAGCGAGCCGAUUGACAUCGCCACCGCCCUGCAACAAGUUCUUCCCAUUGAGGAAGAGGUGAUCACCAUCCCUCGCAGUGCCGUCAAUUCCUGGCGUUCAUCGGCGGCGUCGGGCAUGUCAACUCUAUACAGCACGAUUUCCAAUUUGCGCACCUUAAAUGGCGACCGGCGAGCUAUGUCCGUUCGUUCCGGUCUGAGUAACGUCUCGACCGAUACCGAUUCGUUCUUGCCGCUCCCCAGCAGUGCUUCUCUUCCAGUGUUCGCACCUCGGCAGGCAUUGCCCGGUGCACCGGGGUACGUGUCCCCAUCAGGGCGCAUGUCACCAUCGGGGCGUCUAUCGCCAUCAGGCCAGCUUUCUCCUGUGCCUCGUCGCAGUGGACAGCAUUCUCACAAUCAUUCUCUCUCCACCGGGGGUCGGGAGCAGCUGCGCGGCCUCGGGCGCGAAGAUAUACACCCUUACAGGAACUCGGAUGUCAGUACGAUCAUGAGGGAUGAGUUCCUCCAGUCUAGCAUUUACAAGGGAAUUGAGGGCAACAAUAAUGCCUAA
Molecule: messenger RNA, 3882 nt
Organism: Aspergillus tanneri
Lineage: Eukaryota; Fungi; Ascomycota; Eurotiomycetes; Eurotiales; Aspergillaceae
Exons: 1
Coding region: 1-3882 (1293 amino acids)
Molecular function (GO): glycosyltransferase activity
Source: RefSeq, a predicted model, not a curated record